GUCAAUCACGUGGCCCGGCUGAGGUUCGCGAUGGAGGCCCCCAUGGACGGGAGCCCCGGCGGCCGAGCAGGCUGGGCGCUGGCGCUGUCCUCGCUGGCCGCGCUGACUGGGCUGUUGCUGGGCGGCCCAGCGGGAGCCCUCCCCACGCCGGGGCCCGGCUGGCAGCACCAAAACCCCGACCCGCCCGUUUCCCGCAUCCGCUCGCUGCUGCUGGACUCCGCGUCGGGUCAGCUGCGCCUGGUGGACGGUCUCCAUCCCAACGCGGUGGCCUGGGCCAACCUCACCAACGCCAUCCGCGAGACCGGGUGGGCCUAUCUGGACCUGGGCACAAAUGGAAGCUACAAUGACAGCCUGCAGGCCUAUGCAGCUGGUGUGGUGGAGGCCUCUGUGUCCGAGGAGCUCAUCUAUAUGCAUUGGAUGAACACGGUGGUCAACUACUGUGGCCCCUUCGAGUAUGAAGUCGGCUACUGUGAGAAGCUCAAGAGUUUCCUGGAGACUAACCUGGAAUGGAUGCAGAGGGAGAUGGAGCUUAGCCAGGACUCUUCAUACUGGCACCAGGUGCGGCUGACUCUCUUGCAGCUGAAAGGCCUGGAGGACAGCUACGAAGGCCGUUUGACCUUCCCAACAGGGAGGUUCACCAUCAAACCCUUGGGGUUCCUCCUGCUGCAGAUUGCUGGAGACCUGGAAGACCUGGAGCCAGCGCUGAAUAAGACCAGCACCAAGCUUUCCCUGGGCUCUGGCUCCUGCUCUGCUCUCAUCAAGCUGCUGCCAGGUGCACGUGACCUCCUGGUGGCACAUAACACAUGGAACUCCUACCAGAACAUGCUACGCAUCAUCAAGAAGUACCGGCUGCAGUUCCGGGAGGGGCCGCAAGAGGAGAACCCCCUGAUUGCUGGCAACAACGUGGUCUUUUCGUCUUACCCGGGCACCAUCUUCUCCGGUGAUGACUUCUACAUCCUGGGCAGUGGGCUGGUCACCCUGGAGACCACUAUCGGCAACAAGAACCCAGCCCUGUGGAAGUACGUGCAGCCCCAGGGCUGUGUACUGGAGUGGAUUCGAAACAUCGUGGCCAAUCGCCUGGCCCUGGAUGGGGCCACCUGGGCAGAAGUCUUCAAGCGGUUCAACAGUGGCACGUAUAAUAACCAGUGGAUGAUUGUGGACUACAAGGCAUUCAUCCCUGGUGGGCCCAGCCCUGGAAAUCGGGUGCUGACUAUCCUAGAACAGAUCCCGGGCAUGGUGGUGGUGGCCGACAAGACUGUGGAGCUCUACAAGACGACCUACUGGGCUAGCUACAACAUCCCGUUCUUUGAGACUGUGUUCAACGCUAGUGGGCUGCAGGCCUUGGUGGCCCAGUAUGGAGACUGGUUCUCCUACACUAAGAACCCUCGAGCCCAGAUCUUCCGGAGGGACCAGUCAUUGGUGAAGGACAUGGCCUCCAUGGUCCGGCUCAUGAGGUACAAUGACUUCCUUCACGACCCUCUGUCACUGUGUGAAGCCUGCAUCCCGAAGCCCAAUGCGGAGAACGCCAUCUCUGCCCGCUCUGAUCUCAACCCUGCCAAUGGCUCCUACCCGUUUCAGGCCCUGCGCCAACGUGCCCACGGUGGCAUCGAUGUAAAGGUGACCGGCUUUUCCCUGGCCAAGCACAUGAGCAUGCUGGCGGCCAGUGGCCCCACGUGGGACCAGUUACCCCCUUUCCAGUGGAGUAGAUCGCCGUUCCACAACGUGCUGCACAUGGGCCAGCCCGAUCUCUGGACAUUCUCACCCAUCCAGGUCCCAUGGGACUGAGGAUCUGCCUGCACCCAGUUGCCUUCAUUCUGUGUGGCUGCCCACCCUUUGAGGCUCUGGUCUGGAUGGUGUCCCCUGCAGGGACACAGACCCAGUGGGCUCAGAGCUGAUUCUCUGCCCCUCACCGCUCAUGCUCUGUGCCUGUCACCAGUGGGCUGGGGCUUAUGCUUGGCUGUGGGCCUGGUGGGAUCCUGGGUGUCUGUGUGGGACUCCAGUAGGGCUCAUCGUUGCUGUCACUACUAGCCUGCGGGCCCAUCACCUCAGGGAACAGUCCGUGUCCCUCUGGGCAGCUUUCCUGAGGUAGAUGCUUGAAAACAAAAACCAAAGUUUCUGGCUGCUGGUA
Messenger RNA from Arvicola amphibius (Eurasian water vole), 2128 nucleotides. RefSeq names its product phospholipase B domain containing 2 (gene Plbd2). Gene Ontology annotation, molecular function: glycerophospholipase activity. The record is from RefSeq and is a predicted model, not a curated record. Bases 31 to 1785 code for a protein of 584 amino acids. The transcript is spliced from 12 exons. NCBI's taxonomy places the organism in Eukaryota, Metazoa, Chordata, Mammalia, Rodentia, Cricetidae. Gene Ontology annotation, biological process: phospholipid catabolic process. Gene Ontology annotation, cellular component: extracellular region.